AUUGAUAUCAGUGGUCUUCGGAGAGGAUUCUGUGACCUGUACAUUGUAAUCUGUGGUGAUAUGUGUUUCUGUAAGCGGUGGUGGCCUGGAAUGUGUGUUUUAUAAGCAUUUUAAGAUUAAGGUUAGCUUGUUAAAAGUACUCCCCAGAGUGGCAUUUAUAAUUAUGUGUAAUUUUGGGAUUUGAAAAGAGUUAUAUAAUGCCCUGGAUUAUUUAUAUGAUAUUGAUAAACUCCAGAUAACGAUUAAUUUAGAUAAUAUGACUGAUGACUGGAGCGUUUGGAAUGAUCUCUCAAGUCUUCCAGCAGAUCCUCCAAAAAUGAGACUAAUAUGCAAUAGGUGUAGACGCCCAGCCAAAGUAUGUUGGUGCACCUACCUUCCUGCUUCUCCACUGAAUACACAGUGUCGUAUAAUUAUUUUGCAGCAUCCGGCAGAGCAGCGAAGAUGUCUUGCCACAGUGCCAAUGUUAUCCCUUGGCCUUGCACCAGGAAGAUGCCUUAUUUUUCAAGGAAAAAAAUUUCCACAAAGCAGGCAUGAAGGGCUAGAAGAAAUUUUGGAGUCUCCAAAUUCUGUCCUUGUAUAUCCAUCAAAGGAUGCUGUGAAUAUAGAAGAAUUGCCACCUGUGUCUGAAAUAGAAGAUCCGUACAAUUUUAUUCUGAUCGAUGGAACUUGGCCUCAGGCAAAGGCAAUUUAUCACAGUACUCCACUGUUACACAAACUGAGACAGAUUAAGCUUGUAACGGGAAGUACAAGUGAGUAUGUGAUCCGCACGCAACCCACAGAUGGCUGCCUGUCAACACUGGAGACAGCAGCAGAAACUUUAGCAGUGAUAGAAAGAAAUAAUUAUAUAAAAAGUAAAUUAUUACAACCAAUGUUAGCUCUUUGUGGCUUUCAGUUGGAUCAUGGAGCAGUUACACAUCAGAGCACUGAGUAUAGAAUAAAACAUGACACAUAUCCAAAGCAAAUUGGCAAAAGACUUAGUAAGUUACUGAAGAAAUGUUGAAUAGUGGGAAGAAGUCUGAUUCAUUAAAAGAUGUAAAUUAGUUGAUAUGGGGAAGUUAUCUGUUGAAUCUUCUUUCCUUAUUUUAUACAUAAUAAAAGAUGUUAAUUAUAUUGAUAUAUAAAUAAUGUGAUGAUUAAUAUAAAAUUUUAAAAAAAAUGUUUGUAAAAUCAGUAUGAACAUCUCUGAAUAACAAAAUUCCACAAACAGUGUGUUUGAAAUGUGGAUUUUUCAACUAACCUUUAUUGGUUAUGUGUCACAGCUUAAAAGACACAUGGUUCAUUUGGCCAUGUGUUACAGUAAUGUUCUACUAAACUACUGAACUGUUAAACCUUGAAGUUAAAGUCUGUUAAAUUCUCUUUUACAUUAUAUUAAGGGUUAGCAUUGCUUCUUCAGGACUUGAAUUCUAUUUCUAAUUUAGUUUAGAAAAAUGAACUCUUGAGUAAUAACCCUAUUACAUUAAGCAUAAGAGACGAAGG
This is a messenger RNA of Zootermopsis nevadensis, 1476 nucleotides long. RefSeq names its product DTW domain containing 2 (gene Dtwd2). Lineage: Eukaryota; Metazoa; Arthropoda; Insecta; Blattodea; Termopsidae. The record is from RefSeq and is a predicted model, not a curated record.